AUGAAGAAGUUUUUCGACGACAUCAAGAAGGACAUCAAAUUCAAAUCAGCGGGUCCAGGGAAGAAACUUACUGAGGAUGCGAGUAGUAAGACUCCAGUGGGUCAGACUAGCAGCCAGGCAAAGCCUCGUCAUGCGCCCAGUGAAAGCGCUCAGAGAGCCGGAGCUGCAGCACUGGCACGAGUGGAGCAGCACCAGCGGCCUCACGUACACACUUCACAGGAUGCCAUCAGGAACCAGGUGAGGAAGGAGCUUGAGGCAGAGGCUGCUGCCACAGCAGCAGGACAUAAAAGCAUGGAUGCGGAGGUUCCAGUGAAGGACCCUUCAUGUUUCUCUGUUUCUGGAGUGUACUUUAUCUGCCCCCUGACUGGGAAAACCUUAACAAAGAGCGAGAGAGAAGUGCACAUUAAAGAGGCCAUUCUCCUUAGAUUCUCUGAAAAUCCAGUGGAGGCUUCUGUUAUGAUGAUCCAUACUUUCAACAAGGACAGGGAGAAAGUUAAGGCGGCUGUGGACAUCAUCAGCAAAUACGUUGACAACAUAUGUAAGAACCCAACAGAAGAGAAAUACAGGAAGAUCAAGGUCAGCAACAAGGUGUUUCAGGAGAAGGUCAGUGGAAUUGAGGGGAGCCGGGAGUUCUUGCAGGCACUGGGAUUUGAGAGUGCCAUGCUGCCAGUGGAUGGGCAAGAGGGCACUGAAGAGUUCCUAGUUCUGGCGGAACAGGAGGCUGCGGCUUUGGAGCAGAUGAAGGAGAGGAAGGAGCAACUGCAGAAUGGAGAGCCUGUCCGAGCCAAGCUGGACCGCCAGCCUCAAGUCUACAGACCCUCACAACAUGCCACACGUUUCGAGCUGCCUCCAGAUUUCUACAACCUGACUGCAGAGGAGUUGAAAAGGGAACAGCAGAUGAAAAGCGAUAUAGUUGAGAGAAACUCCAUGCUGCGGACAAAAGCCAUGCGGGAAAAGGAUGAGCAAAGGGAGAGAAGGAAGUACAACUACACUCUCCUGAGAGUACGGUUACCAGAUGGGAAUAUACUACAAGGGACUUUCCUGGCCUGGGAGAGAGUGGCAGCGCUGUAUCAGUUUGUGCGAGAUUUGUUGGAGAAUGGCUGGCAGCCCUUCGAGCUGUUGGCACCUGGUGGCCAGAAACUGAAGGAAGAUGAGGACAUGGCACUGAAUGAAUGUAACCUUGCCCCUGCGGCUCUCCUGACCUUCUCGUGGGACGCUGCGGUCCAGGCAGACAUCGCUGCUGCCGGAGGACAGAGCAGUUCAGUGCUAAAGCCAGAACUGCUAGAGAACAUUAAGACCCUGAGCUGAACCCCAGCUCUGCUCCCCUUCUGCUCUCCCUGCCUGUGCCUCCUGUUUCCACUCUUAACAGCCCUCGUUCCCUGCUGGAGUCCAUGCAACCCUGAGUUCAGUUUCACAGGCUCAGAGCAUUACGGCAAGUGCAGAUAGGCUGUUACAGAAUGAGAAAUGUGGGAGAACUUCAUGGUUAGUCAGUGAUUAAACAGUUUAGCAAUGACUCCUUUAGACAGUCAUUGCUAAAGAUAGGAGAGACGGCACUUUUACAGCUGAGCAAAGGCGCGGUCGCUUUGUUAUCUGACUGAACGUGAUGGUUUCUCAUUCAAGAAGGAUUUCUAUUAAGUGUUCAGUGUAUUGUCGAUAUGCUGGAGAAUGAAAUCAUUUCUAUUGCACUGUGAUAUGCUGCUGUAAAACCAGUCUGUGUAUUUGAACCUGUGUUUUACUUAAGUUUGUUUUUAAACACAUAUGUGGAACAGAUUAAAGCACUUUGGCUACUUUAACAACAGAAUCAUUAAACAUGCUAUGUUAAAACUAAUCUGCAUUAUCAGAUGUUGAUAGCAAGUGUACUAAACUUUUUUUGUCCAGUUGUCAUUUUGCUUAUUCUCUUACUCAUUUCACAUUAAAUACCUUUAACAACUCUGAAAAGGAAAAAGAUCUACAUCAUGACAACAUUGCAAAAGGAUUGCAUUCUGAAUACUGCAGAAACCAGGAUGACAACAGUCUACCUCCUCACAAACCAGCAAAUGUCCACUCCCAUUCUGCGUGAAAAUAUUUGAGAUUGCAGUCAUGAAAUUAAUUCACCCAAGUAGCUAGACUGUCCUGCAUUGUUUAGCGGUUUCCAGCAGCAGUAACGGACAAGUGUGCAACCUGCUUGUUAAAAGGUAUUUGCUUCUGCUGUGGGACAAGUUUUAGUUGAAAGUAUAACUGAAAAUGAUGGAUAGCACAAGAAAAAGAAUACCUUAUACUUUGUCUACAGUAGUUUUGUUCUGUUGCUUCAACUAAUUUACUGUAUGUAAUAAAGUUUAAAAGUUGCAUCGUCA
Messenger RNA from Pygocentrus nattereri (red-bellied piranha), 2333 nucleotides. RefSeq names its product UBX domain protein 6 (gene ubxn6). Gene Ontology annotation, molecular function: protein binding. Gene Ontology annotation, cellular component: cytoplasm. The transcript has 11 exons. Bases 1 to 1308 code for a protein of 435 amino acids. The record is from RefSeq and is a predicted model, not a curated record. NCBI's taxonomy places the organism in Eukaryota, Metazoa, Chordata, Actinopteri, Characiformes, Serrasalmidae.